UAAAGAGAGGAGCCAUAUCCAAUGAGUCGAAAAAAGAACUGAAGAUGAAAAUGUUCUCCUUCAAAUUUUUUUCAGCAUUUAUGAAAAUAAUCCUUGUUGUGAUUACGAUCAGCUUAGUAACCAUCGACACUAUUGCCAGUGAAGCAGCCGCACUGCCAACUUAUCUCUCUCACGCCUGUGAAAACUCCACAACUUUCACUUCUAACAGUACCUAUGCAUACAACCUCAACGUCCUCCUCUAUAAACUUGACGCCUGCGCCUCCAACGACAGUGACUUCAGCUAUGUACCCGACACGAGCAAACCUUCCGACCCUGUUUUCGGCCUAUUUCUCUGCCGUGGAGACGUCACCAGCCUCAUCUGUCAAGAUUGCGUCGUCAACGCUUACAUAGAGAUACAAAGACUGUGCCCGGUCGAGAAAGACGCCGUAAUCUGGUACGAGGAGUGCUUAUUGCGCUAUUCCGACCAGCCCAUCUAUGCAAUCUCUGAGACAAACCCAGUGAAGUCCAUUCUCGGCUCCAGAACUGCUAGUACUAAUAAUGUUAUGGAUGACAAUCAGUUGCUAUUGCUGGACAACAUGGUUAACACGCUAGCCGUUAAAGCGGCGAAUAUUUCUGAUGAGCAGACCAAGAAGUUUGCUACCGGUGAGCAGAAUUUCACCGGCUCCGAGACUGUGUACGGAUUAGCGCAGUGUACUCCGGACUUGUCGGUAGCAGGUUGUAGUACGUGUUUACGGUCAGCCAUAAAGGAGAUUCAGACAUGCUGCAACGGGCAACGGAGCGCAAGGAUUCUUCUGCCAAGCUGUUUUAUCAUGUAUGAUUUAUACAUGUUUUUCAACGAUACAGCAUUGGAGACUCCUACUCCUCCACCUCCUCCACCAGGAAAGAAAAAAAUUUCGUCAGUAGCCAUUGUUGCUAUUGUGGUUCCACUUGGUGUUACUGCCUUGGUUGUUGUUACCGCGGGUGGCUAUUUCAUUCGCAGAAGAGCAAGAAAAAAAUAUAAUGCUCUAAUUACUCAAGAAACUGCUGCCAAUGAUAUCACUAUGAAAGACUCCUUGCAGUUUGAUUUUAAAAGUAUCGAAACUGCCACAACCAAGUUUUCUGAUUAUAACAUGUUAGGUAAAGGCGGAUUUGGUGAAGUUUAUAAGGGAACGCUUCCAAAUGGACGAGAAAUAGCUGUCAAAAGGUUAUCCAAGAGCUCUGGACAAGGUGCAUUGGAGUUUAAGAAUGAGGUUGUGUUAGUAGCAAAGCUUCAACACAGAAAUCUCGUAAGGCUUUUGGGAUUUUGCUUGGAUGGAGAUGAAAGGAUACUUGUCUAUGAAUACGUGCCCAACAAAAGCCGUGAUUAUUUUUUGUUCGAUCCAAAAAAACAAGGUCAAUUGAAUUGGUCGGCAAGAUGCAACAUAAUUGAAGGAAUUGCUCGAGGAAUUCUAUAUUUGCAUGAGGAUUCUCGGCUAAAAAUCAUACACCGUGAUCUCAAAGCAAGCAAUAUCUUGCUAGAUAAGAGAAUGAAUCCGAAAGUAUCAGAUUUCGGCAUGGCCAAGAUGUUUGGAGUAGACCAAACUCAAGGAAACACUAGAAGAAUUGUUGGAACUUAUGGUUACAUGGCCCCAGAAUAUGCUAUGGAAGGAUUGUAUUCCAUAAAGUCUGAUGUUUUUAGUUUUGGAGUGCUCUUGCUUGAGAUUCUAAGUGGGAGGAGGAACACUAGCUUUCACAUAACAGAUUGUGCGCUUAGCCUGGUAGCAUAUGCAUGGCAAUUAUGGAAUGAAGGGAAAGCAUUGGACUUAGUGGAUCCAUGUUUGGGAGACUCAUGUCAUCCAAACGAAGUUUUGAGAUGCAUCCAAAUUGGGUUAUUGUGCGUUCAAGAAGACGCAUUAUUAAGGCCUACCAUGUCAUCAGUUGUUCUAAUGCUAAAAAGCGAAACUCAGAGUCUUUCUCAACCUGAACGACCUGCCUUUAUUACUAGUCGAUACACCAGCCACCAAGAAAUAAUCGUUGUUAAUAGUUGUUCUGUCAAUGAGAUUACAGUUUCUGAUUUUCUACCCAGAUGAUGAGCGAGACAAGAAAUUGUAGAAUCAUAAAACUAAUGUAUUGUAUAAUUUCCUUCAACUCAAUCGUAGUUGCUUGGAUUCUCGCUGCACUUUCUGUAACACCCUAAAAAAUUAU
Molecule: messenger RNA, 2163 nt
Organism: Morus notabilis
Lineage: Eukaryota; Viridiplantae; Streptophyta; Magnoliopsida; Rosales; Moraceae
Product: cysteine-rich receptor-like protein kinase 10
Exons: 7
Coding region: 45-2048 (667 amino acids)
Biological process (GO): protein phosphorylation
Molecular function (GO): ATP binding; protein kinase activity
Source: RefSeq, a predicted model, not a curated record